Leucoraja erinaceus (little skate) is the source of this 1844-nucleotide messenger RNA. RefSeq names its product SH2 domain-containing protein 1A-like. The transcript is spliced from 4 exons. Lineage: Eukaryota; Metazoa; Chordata; Chondrichthyes; Rajiformes; Rajidae. The record is from RefSeq and is a predicted model, not a curated record. Bases 193 to 780 code for a protein of 195 amino acids.
AGGAUUAAGAAGGGUCUCCUUUCCUUCUCUCCAGAGAUGCUGCCUGUCCCGCUGAGUUACUCCGGAUUUCUGUGCCCGCGGUGUAAACCAGCAUCUGCAGAUCCUACUUGAUGUUCAGGCAUGGACAUUGCGGGCCGAAGGGCCUGCUACUGUGCUGGGAGGCCGUGGGUAUCAGGGUAGAUCUAGCCACUGAUGUUGAACACAUUCUAUGCCCCGGCAACUUGCAGACGACGCCAACUUUCCACAUCCACCCCCGUGUGUCUGCGGCGAGGAUUUGGGGAGUGGAUCAUCAAGAGGUGCAACUUGUCACUUUCAUUUCGCAACCAGGCUGAACGCGGCUUAGAGCAGCGGCUGCCAGAGCCUCGGCCACAAGGCUGUCUGUGCGCCACGCCGGGGAGGGGGGUGGAGGAGAGAAGAAUGGACCAUCCAGUCUACCAGGGAAAGAUUAACAGAGAGACAGGCGAGAGACUUCUGGGCAGGAGCGGCAAGGACGGCAGCUACCUGCUGAGGGACAGCGAGUCGCUACCCGGGGUGUUCUGCCUGUGUGUUCUAUGUUCCGGGGUAGUUUACACAUAUCGUGUGUUCAAGACGCCAUCAGAUUCGUGGACUGUUGAAACAGCGCCUGGAGUCCAUAAGAGAUUGUUUCGAAAGGUGAAGAAUUUAAUUGCAGCCUACCAGAAGGAAGGUCAAGGUUUAGCGAUACCCUUAUUGUACCCAGUGUACAAGCAGAAAGGCACUGUAAACGAGGAAGAUUAUCAAAUGAUGAAAAGUGCUGAAUGAUGCCUGCGUUUUUUCAAUAUCAACCUGAAUUUUGACUGAAUUCACCAGUAGUGUUUUAUGCACCAGUCAAUUUGCAGACAUCUUCACUGAUCAUUCAUUGACUGUCAGACCCACUAUUCAACAAUAUCAUUUUCAGUUUUUUGUUUUUAAUUUCAGAGUACCAGAUGCUUAAUAUGCAAUUAGUCCUUUCCAAAAUAAGUUUGAAGAAUAUAUUCUGUCUUCUAUCAGUAUACUCUACGAAAAAAAGGAAUCUUAAUUUUCCAUGUAUUUAUUUAUUUUUGCUUCAAACCUGUUUGAGAAGGGACGUCUGCAUGUUCUAAAUUGUUUCAAGGCAGCUGGUGAGAAGAAUGAAGAGUUUUAUUGUCGUGCAUGUCCCAAAACGGAACAAUGAAGUUCUUAAUUGCACAGACCAACAGAUAAGCAAAUGGCAGUACUCUGUAGCUUCCUGGAAAAAAAAAACAAAAAUCAGGAUAUUUUUUUUUUCAAAAGUUGCUUGAUGUGUUUUUUAAAAUAAAAGCAAGAAGUGCUGACCCUAUUUCACUCUCCACAUGUGCUAGUGACCUGCAGAGUGUUUGCAGCAUUUUCUGUUUAAAAUGUGAAUACAUCUUUUAAUACAUUCUGAAUAUCUGUGAAUCGUAAUGGUGACAGUGUCAACAAAAAACUUUCUUUGAAUGGGUGGCACCUUGAAUUUAUUCAAGGGUUGUCUUGAUUUCUUGGUGAAUUGGAUUCUAUUGACAUUCCUCCAAUGUACUCCUGUCCUGCCUAGAAGACUGAGCAAACACUCAAUUUCUCUCAAUAACAAUAAUGUAGGUGCAAAUGUCCGAUUGAAUUACAUGUUCCUGAUCCCGUCACAUCCUGCAAAGAAAGCAUGAGUUAAGGGGCUGUCCCACUUGGGUGACCUAAUUGGCGAGUUUAGAAGAGUUUGAAAAAAUGUCAUGUUGAAGACCUCCUUUGACUAUGUAGAAAACUUCCUUCAACCGCCUUCGACUAUGUUGAAGACCAGCUACAACUAACUUCGGGAAAAUUGGACACCGAAUAGUGAAGAGUGAAGACGACUUCCUUCA